Entrophospora candida is the source of this 1092-nucleotide messenger RNA. Lineage: Eukaryota; Fungi; Glomeromycota; Glomeromycetes; Entrophosporales; Entrophosporaceae. The record is from the annotation of a GenBank genome assembly.
AUGCCUAAAGAUUCCUUAAUAUCAACUGAAGCAUUAAGUUACACGAUUAACGACAACAUUUAUCAGAGAAACAAAGAUCCAAAGAAAUUAAUAUAUCAAGACAGAUAUAUUCCAGUUAGAAAUAACAAUAUGAUUUCAGAAUUUCAAAAACAAAAGGUUUCCUUGAUUAACAAAAAAUUUCAAUUAAAACGUAAAAGAAUAGUAAUCGAUUCCGAUGAAGAAGACGCGGAACAUCUUCAUUUGUUAACUGUUAAAAAGAAAGCAUACAGACAUAUUGAUUCUAAACCAUAUCAAGCAUGGAAUUUUCAUAAUAGUGUUCCUAUUAAAGACGAUUUUUACUUGAAUGUUCUUGACUGGUCUACUUUUGACGUGCUAGGAUUUGGUUUAGAUUCGAUGGUUCAUCUUUGGAAUUGUGGCGCAAAACGGUUGAUGCAAUUACAAACAUUAAACAUAGAGUCUACAGUUACGUCUGUCAAAUGGUCCAAGAUGAAUAUGAACCUUGCAGUGGGUACAUUAAAUGGAAGGGUACAAAUUUGGGAUUUAAAAACACUCACGAAAAUUCGUGACAUGAAUGGACAUAUGAAACGAGUUGGCACUCUUUCAUGGAAUAAUAAUAUAAUUACGUCAGGAAGUGGGGAUAAAUUUAUUAUGCAUAAAGACAUAAGAUGUCAACAAGAUUAUGUUCAAAUAUUUCCAGGGCAUGCCUCUGAAAAUAGAAAACAUAACCCAAUUUACAGUCUUCGUGGUCACACUGCUGCAAUUCGAGCUUUAUCAUGGAGCCCACAUGAAAGUAAUUUAUUGGUUUGCAAUUUACAUUGGUCAUCAAUUAUGAAUGAAAUAGUUUCUACACAUGGCUGGUGGAAAAAUGAUAUCUAUAUUUGGAAGUACCCAUCAAUGAAAAAAAUAGAAACUUUAAAAGGUCAUACUUAUCGGGUUCUAUACAUGAGUCACUCACCAAAUGGAGAAGAUAUUGUGACAGGGGCAGGUGGUGAUGAUAAUACCUUGAGAUUCUGGAAGGUUUUUAAUUCACCAUUAAUCAGGCAAAAAGGAAACUUGGAGUCCUCACUCAAAUUGGAUGGAUUGAUUCGUUAA